This is a messenger RNA of Lepus europaeus (European hare), 4990 nucleotides long. RefSeq names its product SATB homeobox 2 (gene SATB2). The coding region runs from base 249 to 2450 and encodes 733 amino acids. The transcript has 12 exons. Gene Ontology annotation, biological process: regulation of transcription by RNA polymerase II; chromatin remodeling. The record is from RefSeq and is a predicted model, not a curated record. NCBI's taxonomy places the organism in Eukaryota, Metazoa, Chordata, Mammalia, Lagomorpha, Leporidae. Gene Ontology annotation, molecular function: RNA polymerase II cis-regulatory region sequence-specific DNA binding; DNA-binding transcription factor activity, RNA polymerase II-specific.
CAGCCCUUUCUCUCCAGCACGGGUCUCCUUCCCGAAGGACCUGGGGAGGCGGAGAGGGGCCGCGGGGAAGAGAAAGGAGGACCAGGGGAGCCUGCACAGCCCAGCACCAGAAACUUUCCAUCCUGGAUUCUCUACUUUUGCUCCAUGGACAGAGCCCCAGCCAGCCAAGUUUCAGGCAGACCGUGAGCAGUCCCUGCGCGUUUUAUUGCGACCUGCCGGUGGGAACUUUGUCUCCGAGUCGCAGCAGCAUGGAGCGGCGGAGCGAAAGCCCGUGUCUGCGGGACAGCCCCGACCGGCGGAGCGGCAGCCCCGACGUCAAGGGGCCUCCCCCGGUGAAGGUGGCCCGGCUGGAGCAGAACGGCAGCCCCAUGGGAGCCCGCGGGAGGCCCAACGGCGCCGUGGCCAAGGCCGUGGGAGGUUUGAUGAUUCCUGUGUUUUGUGUGGUGGAGCAGUUGGACGGCUCUCUUGAAUAUGACAACAGAGAAGAACACGCCGAGUUCGUCCUGGUGCGAAAAGAUGUGCUUUUUAGCCAGCUGGUGGAGACUGCGCUCCUGGCCCUGGGUUACUCCCACAGCUCUGCUGCCCAGGCUCAAGGAAUAAUCAAGCUGGGGAGGUGGAACCCUCUCCCCCUCAGUUAUGUGACAGAUGCACCCGACGCGACAGUGGCCGACAUGCUACAAGAUGUCUAUCAUGUGGUGACGUUGAAAAUCCAAUUACAAAGUUGUUCGAAGUUGGAAGACUUGCCUGCAGAGCAGUGGAACCAUGCCACAGUGCGCAAUGCCUUAAAGGAACUGCUCAAAGAGAUGAACCAGAGCACAUUAGCCAAAGAAUGCCCUCUCUCCCAGAGUAUGAUUUCAUCCAUUGUAAAUAGCACAUACUAUGCCAAUGUGUCAGCAACCAAGUGCCAGGAGUUUGGGAGAUGGUAUAAAAAGUACAAGAAGAUUAAAGUGGAAAGAGUGGAACGAGAAAACCUUUCAGACUAUUGUGUUCUGGGCCAGCGUCCAAUGCAUUUACCAAAUAUGAACCAGCUGGCAUCCCUGGGGAAAACCAACGAACAGUCUCCUCAUAGCCAAAUCCAUCACAGUACUCCAAUCCGAAACCAAGUGCCCGCAUUACAGCCCAUCAUGAGCCCUGGUCUUCUUUCUCCUCAGCUCAGCCCACAACUUGUCAGGCAACAAAUCGCCAUGGCCCACCUGAUAAACCAACAGAUUGCCGUUAGUCGGCUCCUGGCUCACCAGCAUCCUCAAGCCAUCAACCAGCAGUUCUUGAAUCAUCCGCCCAUUCCCAGAGCAGUUAAGCCAGAGCCAACCAACUCUUCUGUGGAAGUCUCUCCAGAUAUCUACCAGCAAGUCAGAGAUGAGCUGAAGAGGGCCAGCGUGUCCCAAGCUGUCUUUGCAAGAGUGGCAUUCAACCGCACACAGGGGUUGUUGUCUGAGAUUCUGCGUAAGGAAGAAGACCCUCGGACAGCCUCUCAGUCUCUGUUAGUGAACCUGAGGGCCAUGCAGAAUUUCCUCAACCUGCCAGAAGUGGAGCGAGAUCGCAUAUACCAGGACGAGAGAGAGCGGAGCAUGAACCCCAAUGUGAGCAUGGUCUCGUCGGCCUCCAGCAGUCCCAGCUCCUCCCGAACCCCUCAGGCCAAAACCUCGACACCGACAGCAGACCUCCCUAUUAAGGUGGACGGCGCCAACGUCAACAUCACAGCUGCCAUUUAUGACGAGAUCCAACAGGAGAUGAAAAGGGCCAAGGUGUCUCAAGCCCUGUUUGCCAAAGUGGCUGCAAAUAAAAGUCAGGGUUGGCUGUGUGAACUGCUCCGCUGGAAGGAGAACCCAAGCCCAGAAAACCGCACUCUCUGGGAGAACCUCUGCACCAUCCGCCGCUUCCUGAACCUCCCCCAGCACGAGAGGGAUGUGAUCUACGAGGAGGAAUCCAGGCAUCACCAUAGUGAGCGCAUGCAGCAUGUGGUCCAGCUCCCGCCUGAGCCGGUGCAGGUUCUCCACAGACAGCAGUCUCAGCCAGCCAAGGAGAGCUCGCCUCCCAGAGAAGAAGCGCCUCCCCCGCCGCCCGCGGCCGAAGACAGCUGUGCCAAAAAGCCCCGGUCUCGCACCAAGAUCUCCUUGGAAGCCCUGGGGAUCCUCCAAAGCUUUAUUCACGACGUAGGCCUGUACCCCGACCAGGAAGCCAUCCACACUCUGUCGGCCCAGCUGGAUCUCCCCAAACACACCAUCAUCAAGUUCUUCCAGAACCAGCGGUACCACGUGAAGCACCACGGGAAGCUGAAGGAGCACCUGGGCUCGGCGGUGGACGUGGCCGAAUACAAGGACGAGGAGCUGCUCACCGAGUCGGAGGAGAACGACAGCGAGGAAGGCUCGGAGGAGAUGUACAAAGUGGAGGCCGAGGAGGAGGCGGCCGACAAGAGCAAGGCGCCGCCCGCCGAGAUCGACCAGAGAUAAUGUGAACUGCCAGCAGGCGAAGCAAUACAGCGCUCCAAGGAUUUUCUCUUUUAGUUCCUUUAAAAAAAAAUUUUUUUGCUUUAUUUUAUUUGUGUCUUUUUAUGUCUGUUUUGUUUUUCUUACCUUUUUUGACAUGUCUUCGUUGCACAGGAUACACCUAUAGACUAACUUCAGUAUUUCUGAAUCAGACAUAGCCUUGGCAAAGACACGGAAGUGUUACACCAUCCCAGCGGACUGGAUCACCGUUCUUAGAACCCGGGAGACCCCGCCUUUGUUCGCCUUGCGCUUACGGAAGAGGCAUCAGCAAGUUCCAGGACGAAAAGACCCACGGAAUCAAUGAAGGAAGCUACCAGUGUGUGUAUAUGUAUAUGUAUAUAUCUCUAUAUUUACAUAUAUAUAUUAAAAUUGCAUGGGACAGAGAACUUUACAAUCCGAGAGAAUAGACUGUGAAAUGAGUUCUUAAAGAAAAGACUUGUUUAUGUAUUAAAAAAAAAAAAAACCACUUCACGGUGAGUCGCUUUGGCUUUUUGAUAAACUGUGGCCUGCUCUCAGGGUGGGGUGACUAUUUUUGAAUUCCUAUUUAUUUUUCGUGUUUAUCCCUGAUUUUAUUAUUAUUAUUUUUUUUAAUUCUCUGGCUUCCUAUCUGGCAGCUUAAUGGGUAAUUUUUGAGGUAUGUAUUUAACAAAAUAAAUCAACACUGCCAAAAAAAAAAAGAAAGAAAGAAAGAAAAAAAGAAAGAAGAAGGUAAAGUGAAAAAAAAAAUCAGGGCAUAUUAAAAUGUUAGAAGUCAAAUUGCUAAAGACACAAUGCACACUUAAAAUGACUCAAUAAAAUGACUUGAUACGUUCCGUUAUUCAAUUUGUCGUAACUGUAGUGAACAGAUGCUUUUCUAUGGAAUUCUAAAUGAGUGAAGCUGAGAUUCAGUGCAGAGAACACUUGUCCGUUAGUACAGUCUUGGUAACAUGACAUUUUGAUGUUGGACAUACGGAAUUCCUAGUAUGAGCCACAUUUUGUUGUGAAAUUUAUUUACCUGCUUGUGGCUUCAAAUCUUAAAAAUGAAUAAGCCUGCUCAUUUAAAUGUUGUUCUUGCUGGGUUUUGUUUUGUUUGUUUGUUUGUUUGUUUUUUACUAGAAAAUAGUUCAUUGUGACGUUAACUUAGGAAAGAAGUUGCUGCCCAGUUAAAGGGGCUCCCUCUCAAAUAGAUCUCCAUUCUCUCCGCUCUCCAAAUGCUGCUUCUUACUUCUGUUCCGCUUUAGACUUCCUCUUCUGCCCACACAUCGCAUCCACCUACCCAGGCAUUUCCAGUCGCUGAGCGCCCAAGCCCCGUCACUUCCCCUGGUAUAUGGCAGCCCUAAUAAGAACCUGGUUUGGCAUCAUUGUGCAGCCCCAGGCGAGAGAGUAAGUGAAGCGACUGCAGUAGAAGCACCUACUCUCCGUCAAAGGAAAUAGCAUCCCAGUUACCUACAUAGCAAUUACCUUACAUAAAGCAGAACUAAUGCCAACUGGCUGUUCAGUAGAAUGAGCAUUAAAGCUGCAAUCUGCUAUAGUUCUCCAAAUCUCCUUCAGCUUCCUAUCAGAAAUACAGUAGCAUUACUUUCCAUUUCUACUUACAGUAAUUGCAAGAGGAGACCUCACCUUCAGGACUGGCUAGAGAACCGAAUCCAUGCUUUAAACGGCCAUUAAACAGUCCCACAUGGUUGGAUUUUUUUUAUUUUUUAUUUUUAUUUUUUUGAGUUGUGCUCUCAUGCAACCUUGUAAAAGACCUCAUGCAAUAUCACUUUGAAAGUUAUUUUCUGUUUACUACACAAACAUUGUAAUAUAACUGUUAAUACUAUUUAUAUAUUUGAAAGGUAUAAAAGGUAGGAGUUAAAAAAAAAACCUCUAUGUGUAGAUAUUAACUCAGAACUUACAAUAUACAGGGAGAAGACAUGUUGCAAUACAAGCUAAUUCUAGCUGCUCAGUAACCUCUGGAGUUUUUAAAGGGACAUUUUCCUGUACUUUUUCAAAUAAUGAUGUUUAAAAAAUUAUCUUGACAUGAGUGUCGUAUACCUUUGCAAAAGGAUGGUUGUUUGCAGUGAAGCCCUGGGCCCAUCCUUCCUUUUUCUGUAGUAUGCUGCAGCUUUAAUCAGAAAGUCCGUGGUUGCUGCUUCCUGAUCUCCGAGUUACUCUUUCCAAAUUGUCUUCUGACACUGUUGCUGAAGGUCACUCUGUACACAUAAUUGAAACUGAUUUGCCAAGCUCUUACAAGGUGGCUCAUCUAUCGAUGGCAUCCGCAUUUGGUAUCUUUUACACUUCAACCAAAAAUUUAUUAGGUAUUUUUCAAUGCUAAGUCUUGCCUUUUAUUUUUUAAUUUCACUGCCAAGUUUGCAGUGGUUCUAAGUGAAUCUGUGGGCAUUUUAGCCUGUGGUCUUGCCAGAUCUUUGCGAAUUACAAUGCAUAUAUGUCUAUUUAUUCAAUAUCUGUCAUAUAAUAUCUAUUUGGAAGAAGAAACUUUCUCUUGUAGUGCCUCUUGACAAAGCACAAUUUCCCGCCUUUUUUUU